AUGGGCGGCGCUGCAUCUGUCGAUUGCGCGUCAAACUCGAACUACAGAUAUGGGGAGGCUCCGGAGGUUCAGGGCGACAAGGUAAAUGACGACACAUCCUGGAUCGGCACGAAAUUAGACAUGCCACCAAAGCCUUUUAGUGUGGAAAAUUACUUUGAGUUGCUGGACAUUGUUGGCACCGGUAUGCUUGGAAAGGUGCGUCUGGUUCGGCACAAGCGUUCUAGCCUUUACUACGUCCUCAAGUCAGUCAAGAAGAAAGAUGUGAUUGCAAAAAAGAUGAUCCCGCAACUUGAAGCCGAGCGAGACGCGAUGGAACAGAUGACCGCAAUUCGACAUCCCUUCUCGGUCCUGUUCUUCGGGAGCUUGGCCACGUCUUCACAUGUGCAUUUUCUGCUUGAGUAUAUCCCAGGUGGAGAGCUUUUCCAUCGACUCCAUGCAGUUGGACGUCUAUCCAACGACGAAGCAAAAUUCUACGCUACAGAGCUCGUCGUAUUCAUUGAAGCGUGUCAUACGAACCACUUCAUGUAUCGCGAUCUAAAGCCUGAGAAUAUUUUGCUAGACGCUAGUGGACAUCUUAAGAUCGUGGAUUUCGGAUUCGUCAAGCGACUUCACAGUCCGAACGAGCGAACCUCGUCCAGUGUGGGGACGCCGGAGUACUUGGCACCGGAGCAACUCACAGUAUCUCACCAAGCACGUAAUUAUUCUCGCAUAGUAGACUGGUGGGCGUUCGCAUGCGUCGUGUACGAAAUGGUGAUUGGGUCGCCUCCAUUUACGUCGCGAAAGAAUGAGUCGCACUUUGAAUUGUACACCCGCAUCCUGUCGGGCAAAAUUUACUGGCCGAGGUUCAUGCAAAGCACUUUGAAGGAUCUACUUCGCAAUAUGCUGCAGAGUGAUCCAGGUAAGAGGUUAAGCGAGGUCGACGCCAUCAAGCAACAUGCAUGGUUCGAGAAUGUAGACUGGGACGCCGUCCCGCUGAAGCAGGUACCAGCCCCGUUCGUGCCGACCUUGGCGUGUGCGGGCGACACAACCAAUUUCGACGACUACCCCAGCUCCAGCGAGGAGACUCCACGGCUGGAUAACGACGCGUCCAGGCAUGAAUUCCUCAACUUUUGA
Molecule: messenger RNA, 1113 nt
Organism: Phytophthora nicotianae INRA-310
Lineage: Eukaryota; Oomycota; Peronosporomycetes; Peronosporales; Peronosporaceae
Product: AGC/PKA protein kinase
Exons: 1
Coding region: 1-1113 (370 amino acids)
Biological process (GO): protein phosphorylation
Molecular function (GO): protein serine/threonine kinase activity; ATP binding
Source: RefSeq, a predicted model, not a curated record